AUGGUCCGGAUUGAACAAAGCCUGAUUCAACUCAAACAACCGCCACCCCUUUCAUUUGAUCAAGCCAUGGCUGCCACCAGCAUUCCUGGCGUAUCCGAGUUCCCCGACAUUUCAUCUUCAGAGCAACAACUGCUGCUGAUCACGGCACAUGCAGAGGCCAACAGAUCAGCAGCUAUUCUGCUGUUGCACGAAACCUGCCUUCUACGUCUUGCAAAGUUUCACCCUAAACUGCAAUCCAGUCGAUCGGAACUCGUGGAAGACAUACUCUCGUUCGCGGAAAUGAUCUGCAGUAUUGGCAUCAUCACAGCCGCGCUCCCUAUCUGGGCUGUCUUUGUGGCUGGGUGUGUAGUGAAUGAGGCCGAUCAGAGACAACGCGUUCUGAAGAUUUUGGAUGAUUUCCAGUCCUCCAAACGCUACGGUAGUAUCCCUCCCGCCUGCGACAUCUUGGAAGUGGUUUGGCGACAGAACGAUGUCAAGGCCGACGAAAAUCCACGAAAAGCGCGGCCAACCACUUCUAUGCAACAGGCUCCAACGAGAAACCGCCGGUCCCAUAACUUCGACAUCCUUGAAGACGACCGACCUCUGGGAAAGAAGUCUUAUGUCAACCUCAAGCAAAUGCAAUUUUCCUGGGAAUCCGCAAUGGCCAUGGUUGAAGGGCUCAGGUUAAGCUUGACCUGA
Molecule: messenger RNA, 678 nt
Organism: Exophiala xenobiotica
Lineage: Eukaryota; Fungi; Ascomycota; Eurotiomycetes; Chaetothyriales; Herpotrichiellaceae
Exons: 2
Coding region: 1-678 (225 amino acids)
Biological process (GO): positive regulation of transcription by RNA polymerase II
Cellular component (GO): nucleus
Molecular function (GO): transcription cis-regulatory region binding; DNA-binding transcription factor activity
Source: RefSeq, a predicted model, not a curated record